Messenger RNA from Zonotrichia albicollis (white-throated sparrow), 4698 nucleotides. It is a transcript of the gene HEXB, whose product is annotated as hexosaminidase subunit beta. Lineage: Eukaryota; Metazoa; Chordata; Aves; Passeriformes; Passerellidae. Gene Ontology annotation, biological process: ganglioside catabolic process; carbohydrate metabolic process; glycosaminoglycan metabolic process. The record is from RefSeq and is a predicted model, not a curated record. Gene Ontology annotation, cellular component: membrane; lysosome. Gene Ontology annotation, molecular function: beta-N-acetylhexosaminidase activity.
UGUAUUACAUAUACGUGUCCACAGUUUCUUUCUAGUUGGUUCACCUACUUACACUAAUCAUACAUCUGGCAUGUACAUCCAUUCACAAACUGCCCUUGCUAUUGUUUGAAAUAUUUUCAGCCUGUGAGUUUCCUUUAAGUUACAUCAUUUAAACAUCCUGUUUUCAUUAGUUCUUAUCCCUAAUUAUGUAUGUCAACAUCAAUACCAACAUUCCCAGCAUGUAGCUCACAGACAGCUCAUGUAUUAUGAUCCAUUUGGAAACUCUCUUCAGCCAACAAACAUACAUAAAGUCAGACGGUUCUAAAUCCAUCAUUCAAGCACUUAUUGGUUGCACACAGGAUCUCUAGGCUUGUCAGGGUUUCCAGCCUUCUAGAUGUAAUUAGUGCCUGGAUACUCCUGGUAUUAUAAAAGACAUCCAUAAAAAGAUAUCUAUACAAAGUGGUCAGGAUGAAAAAGAACAUAUAUUUGUAAAAAUGUGGACAUACAAUAACCAUACAGAAAACUGUGCGCAAGUUAGGUUAGGAACUUACAGUGCAGUGACUCCCUUCUAGAAGUUCAUUACAUUUCGAAACUGCAGCCCCCAACAGAAGUUUAUUUCAUUUCCAAACUGCAGAAUCUUCACAAUCUUUCCCUAUACAAAAUUUUUGUCAGCAGCUAUAUGUAAUAUGAAAUUAUCUUCCUGCUUUAUUCAGUCACAACACCCCCUUGUACGCAAGACCUUCAUAUAAGAUACCCUAUGCUAUGUACCUAGCAAGUAAUCAGCUGAAUAGAAAGAUUCAGUCCCAUCUGCAAAAGAUAUGUAGUACUCAUUUGCUCCACUAUCCAGAUAGUGGAACAGCAGAACUUACUACAAUCACAGUAAAAAACACUUCCUUGUGAUCUGUCAGUUUCAGGUAACUUAAGAAUUUAUCUUAGCUUGGCAACGCAGCAAAUAAAAUAUCACCUGCUUCCCAAAUAAUGGAGAAAUCAUACUUUUCACUAUCAGUGGUGAAUGUCUUUUAAAAUUUAAUGGAUGAACCUUUAACAUAGUCCAAAAAUGUCUUUGUAAGACAUUGAUGGGCAAUCCCCAGUCAGGUCUCAAUUCACACCCUAGUCUACUGGGUAGUAACAUUCCCAUAUGUUGACCAGACUACAGUGGCCACAAAAUAUUACUCAGUGGCAGUAAGUCACUGUUUCCUCUAUGCUGCCUUGCUAUUUCUCAAAUAAGAAAUCAACAGCAGAGACUAUAUGGUACAUUUCUUUCGUGGAGUCAACAGCAAAACUAUAUGAAACAUUUCUUGGCACACCAGGAAACACUGCUGAGAGACUUCCUGCCACUUUGUAGUGACUGCUGUAGCCACAGAAUAACUGCAAGAAAUGAGCUACACAAAUGGAAGACCUUCAUCCUGUAAAAGUUACUGGUGUGCAGCCCAAUUGCACCAUUUUGGUUAGCAAGGUGAACUUUUGAGAUUCCUAAUGCCCAAAACUGCCUGCCUUUUUUGUGGGGUUUUUUUGUUUGUUUGUUUUUGUUUGUUUGGGUUUUUUUUUAAUUCCUAUUUAACACAGGAAUGUGUAUGAAAGAAUCUGCAGAGUUCUGUGCAGGAGUCAAGCUUGGCUACAUUUACCAUGUUUUUUUGCUGCAGCAAUUUUCUUCUCCUUUACAGAAAGGAUUAGUCUGCAACUAAACAACACAAAACUUUUACCUUGGGGAAUGGAAAACACAUCUCCAAUGGAACCAAGGGUUUAAAGUUCAUUAUCAGAAUAACUCAUGAUGACACUUUCCAAUUUUUCUACAAAAAUGCAAAAUAGUACUUUAGUACUCAUUCAAUGGGUAUGUGUAACCUAUAAAACCAUAUAAGUCUUUCCAAGCCUAGAUAAGAGUACAUUUCCAUUCUAACAGUUUACAAUAUAGGCAAAACAUCAACAAUAAAGAUCAAAAUUCAUUCCUUUCAGAAGCACAACAUCAAACUUACAGAACAGGCUAAGAAUACAGUAUGGUGGAUUUUCACAUUCAAGAUUUUGAUAGCACAUUCUGCUGAAAGCCUGUGAAAAACUAUUUUCUGCUGAGACUGAAAUUGUUUUGUAGCAGUACUAGAGAUGCAGAAUCUUUGCUUCAUAGAAGUGUGGUCUGCAUCACACCCUUUCCAUACAGAAAUUAAGCUGGCCCUGCCACACUCUCCUAUUCUGUAGAGCGAUGCCAUGUGCAGGACAUUAUGGUGCUGGCUGAUGGAAAGUCAUGGAAUAUGCUGAGCUGGAAGGGACCCAUCAGGAUCAUUGAAGUCCAACUCAUAGCUCUGAACAGGAUAGUCCCAUGAAUCACACCACGUGCCUGAAAGCAUUGUUCAAAUGCCUCUUGAACACUGUCAGGCUGGUGCUGUGACCACUUCCCUGGGGGGCCUGUUCCAGUGCCCAACCACCCUCUGUGUGAAGAACAUUUCCUUGUAAUAAUGUGAACUUCUCAUAACUCAGCUGCAUACUGUUACCUCAAAUCUUGUCACUAGUUACUCGAGUGAAGAGAUAGGGACCUUCCCCUCUGUUUCCCCUCACCAGGAUGUUGAAAAACACAAUGACGUCUCCCCUCAGUCUCCUCCAAGACUUGGACCGACCAAGUGACCUCAGCCGGUUAUCAUACAUCUUCUCACCCAGACCCUUCACCAUCCUCGUGGCUCUCCUUUGGACGCUAAUAGUCAAUGGGUUUUAUGUGGGAAAAUCCCUCAGACAAGCAUGAAAGACGCCCUCACUCCUCACGGUCUCUCGGGCCCCUCCCCUGGCCGCGCUCCCCCCGGGGGGCCGCAGGGCGGGCGGUACCUCGGGCGGGACUGAGGCUCCAGAGCCCGCCCUGACCGCCCCGUGGCGCCGGAGGCGGAGUCGGGCUGCGCUGUCAGGGGAGCGGGCGGGCUGAGGCAGGUGCCCCACUAUGGGCAGAGCCAUGGGGCUGGCUGGGCUGCUGCUGGGGCUCGUCGUGGUUCCCGCCGUGCUGGUGAGCACCAGCCUGCGCCACGGCGUCUCGCGGAACGAGGCCGAGCUGGAGCCGUCCGGCUGGGAGCUGGCGGCAGACGCCGUCCCCGAGGACUCGCUGUGGCCGCUGCCGCAGUGGGUCCGCACGUAUCCUCGCCAGCUACAGUUAGCGCCCAGCCGCUUCCAGCUGGUGCAUGGCGCCGGCUCCUCGGCGGGACCGAGCUGCGGGCUGCUGCAGGACGCCUUCCGUAGGUACUAUGAGUACAUAUUCGGGCAUUCCCGGCGGCGGACGUGGGGCCGCAGGCCGCUGGCUGCCCGAGCGGAGCCCGAGCUGUUCCAGCUGCAGGUGGUGAUCGAGGCGGGGGACCCUGGCUGUGACAGGCACCCGCAGCUCGCCUCCAGCGAGGCCUAUCAUUUAACUGUAACUGAACCUGUGGCUAUACUGAAAGCUCCUGAGGUAUGGGGUGCUUUAAGAGGUUUGGAAACCUUCAGCCAGUUGGUUCAUGAAGAUGACUAUGGAAGUUUUCUUGUCAAUGAAUCUGAAAUCAAUGACUUCCCAAGAUUUGCUCAUAGAGGAGUCCUAUUAGAUACUUCAAGGCAUUAUUUACCAUUGAAAUCUAUUCUUACAAACCUGGAUGCCAUGGCUUUUAAUAAGUUCAAUGUUCUCCACUGGCAUAUAGUAGAUGAUCAGUCCUUCCCUUACCAGAGCAUUUAUUUCCCUGAAUUAAGUGAUAAGGGGGCCUACUCUUCUAAUCUCAUCUAUACUCCUACUGAUGUCCGUCUGGUGAUUGAGUAUGCCCGGUUAAGAGGCAUCAGAGUUAUCCCGGAGUUUGAUACACCAGGACACACACAGUCUUGGGGAAAAGGUCAAAAAGAUCUUCUCACUCCUUGUUACAAUGGAGGACAGCCAACUGGGUCCUUUGGACCUGUAAAUCCUGUUUGGAAUACAACUUACGACUUCAUGACUAAGUUCUUUAAGGAGAUCAGCAGUGUAUUUCCAGAUGAAUUCAUUCAUUUGGGAGGAGAUGAAGUGGACUUCAGUUGUUGGAAAUCUAACCCUGAGGUGAAAGAGUUCAUGAAGAAGCAAGGUUUUGGCAUUGACUAUGCUAAACUGGAAUCUUACUAUGUUCAGAACAUUUUGGACAUUGUUUCCUCCUACAAAAAAGGACAAAUGGUCUGGCAAGAAGUCUUUGAUCACAAAGCACAACUGAAACCGGACACCGUAGUUCAAGUGUGGAUGGCAAAUAACUACGCUCGUGAACUGAGUAAGGUCACAGGAGCUGGGUUCACUGCUGUUCUGUCAGCACCGUGGUACUUAGACUACAUUAGUUAUGGGCAAGACUGGAAGAAAUACUACAGUGUUGAACCACUUAACUUCCCUGGAUCCGAAGAACAGAAGAAACUUUUAAUAGGUGGAGAAGCUUGCCUGUGGGGAGAAUUCGUGGAUGCAACUAACCUGACACCAAGAUUGUGGCCUCGAGCAAGUGCUGUUGGGGAAAGACUCUGGAGCAGCAGCAAUGUGACCAACUUGCAGGAUGCCUACUAUAGGCUAACUAAUCACCGAUGCCGCAUGCUCCGCCGUGGCAUAGCGGCCGAACCGGUGUUUGUUGGAUACUGUGCCCACGAAGCAAGAGGGCCAUAACUGCUGCAAAGACUUCUUGUCAACAGCCUGAAGUGCCUCUGGGGAUAUGUAUGUGUGGUUUCAUAUCUGAAUCAAGAUUUCACAUUUUCACUUUUAAAAUAAAAUUAUUUGACAGCCUU